This is a messenger RNA of Gavia stellata (red-throated loon), 1695 nucleotides long. Its product is annotated as zinc finger protein 282-like. The record is from RefSeq and is a predicted model, not a curated record. Gene Ontology annotation, biological process: regulation of DNA-templated transcription. Bases 1 to 1695 code for a protein of 564 amino acids. The transcript is spliced from 6 exons. Lineage: Eukaryota; Metazoa; Chordata; Aves; Gaviiformes; Gaviidae.
AUGGCCGACUGGGCCCCCGCUCAGGAGCUGGAGUGGGACAUGGAGUCCCAGGAGCUGGCCCUGGAGCAGCCCCUGCCCGCCCCCGAGCAGGGCCCCGCCGGGGAGGCCGAGGUGCCGGCCGCCGAGAUCUCCCUGACGCUGGUCACCGAGAUCCAGGCCGUGGACAGGAAGGUGGACGCCCAGGCCGCCCAGCUGAUGAACCUGGAGGGGAGGAUGAGGAUGGCGGAAACCAAGCUGAUCGGCUGCGAGAAGACGGCGGUGGAGUUCGGGAACCAGCUGGAGAGCAAGUGGACCGCCCUGGGCACCCUCAUCCAGGAGUACGGGCAGCUCCAGCGGCGCCUGGAGAACAUGGAGAACCUGCUGAAGAACAGGAACUUCUGGAUCCUGCGGCUGCCCCCGGGGGCGAAGGGGGAGGUCCCCAAGGUCCCCGUGGCGUUCAACGACGCUUCGUUUAACUUCUCCGAGGAGGAGUGGAAGAGCUUGAACGAGUGGCAGAAGGAGCUUUACCGGCAUAUCAUGAAAGGCAACUACGAGGCCGUCAUCUCGAUGGAUGCUGCCAUUUCGAAGCCUGACCUCCUGUCACGGAUUGAGCAAGGAGAGGAUCCCAACGCGGAGGAUCAGGAUGACUCUGAGGGAGGAGAAACCCCUACAGACCCCAGCACUGAGUUUUCCUUUCCUGGUCCCGAUGACAGCUCGUGGAGUAAAUACGAAGAGACUCUGGCUGAAAGCCACGAGGGCUCUGAAGAAGAGGAAAGCAUGGAGGUCCCUAGUACAUAUGAACAGCAGUGCGAUGAGGAAGGUCCCGAAAGCCUCGAGCUUCCUAGCUCAUUGGCAGGAAAGUGGGAGGAGGUUUUCUCAAGCCCAGAGGAAGAGGUAAAGCCAAGCAGCAAGAGCCGGAGCGGAUCGACCCCGCAGCAGAGAACCGCGACGGGCAAUGGGCUGAGGCGCUCCGCUCGCCGCGGGAGAGACUUGGCCAAGAAGGAUGCUCCUGAGGACGUGGCCGCAGUAGAGGGGCCGUACAUCUGCUGCGAGUGUGGGGAGAGCUUUCUGGACAAGCAGCUCUUUGCCACCCAUCAGAAAGCGCACGCCAGCGAGGAAGCCUGCACUUCCCUGGAGCACGGAGAAAGCUUCAGGCAGAAAUCCAAAACCACCCCUACGAAAGCCCAAGGGCCCUCCCGCUCCAAACCGUCCAAGCGCCCCGACGGGGAGAAGAGCUCCGGUUUCAAGUACGGCUUUGUCAGGCACCAGGUGAACAACAUGGUGGAGAGACCGUACACCUGCUCCCAGUGCAAGGAGAGCUUCAGCCUGGAGGUGAGCCUUAUCUUGCACCAGAAGCUCCAUACGGGGAAGGGCGACGGGCCGCUGACGUGCACCUACUGCGGGAAGGACUUCCGAGACCUCUCCAAAGCCAUCCGCCAUCAGCGCAUCCACACCGGGGAGAGGCCAUACCAGUGCACCGAGUGCGGGAAGAGCUUCAUCCGGCGGGACCACCUGCUCAAGCACUGGCGGGUCCACACCGGGGAGACCCCCUACCAGUGUCCCGUCUGCGGGAAGCACUUCCGCUACAAAGAGUCUCUGAAUUGUCACCAGAAAAUCCACUCCCGCAACCCCCGGCCCAUGGAGGAUUCGCAGCACAACCUGGAGUCGGCAACUCAAACCGGCCAUUUCUGCGUGAAAAAAGAAACUAAGCAGUAG